AUGGGUCAAUUUCAGGCCAUGCACAAAUAUUUAGUUGUUGUUGUUGUUCUAGUAAUGGCUUGCCAUGUAAUUGUUAUAACUCAGGGAAGGCAGAUAAAGGCAUUAAAGAAGAACGAAGACACUGCUCUGCCUGCAGCAGAGAAGGCUGUUAACUCAGUCUUCACAACAAAGGACGACGUGAAUGAUGUCUAUGAAGAUUCAAAUGGAGAUGAUCAAGUGAAUGCUCAUCGACCUACAACGCCAGGAAACAGUCCUGGGGUUGGUCAUCGAAGAUUUGAAGAAGACAACAAAAAUAUGAAAACGAAGUUUCACGUGGCAGACCAGAGUCCUCCAAACGCUGAAUAUUCUUUGACCGCAGGAUCAAAAGCUCACUUCACCAAACCUACACCCCCAUAUUUCAGCUGUGGUGCUGGGCUUGCUCCUCACCGAGAGAUAAAAACCUAAGAGCUUAGUUAUU
This is a messenger RNA of Prosopis cineraria, 457 nucleotides long. RefSeq names its product precursor of CEP8-like. The record is from RefSeq and is a predicted model, not a curated record. Gene Ontology annotation, cellular component: extracellular region. The coding region runs from base 1 to 444 and encodes 147 amino acids. The transcript has a single exon. Gene Ontology annotation, biological process: regulation of leaf morphogenesis; root development; nitrate import. Lineage: Eukaryota; Viridiplantae; Streptophyta; Magnoliopsida; Fabales; Fabaceae. Gene Ontology annotation, molecular function: hormone activity.